GCAAUGUGUCAACUUCCACCCACCACCAGUGCUGCUCAGGUGGUAGACUUUGAUAUUGAGAGGCGUAUAUUGCUGGCGACGAGCGAUAAACGCAACCAUGGCAGCAGCGCACCCGUGACCACACCUCCUUCCCUAUAAGGAAUUUGACAAAAUUCCGACGGGCGGAGCCCGUGACACCGUGCGUUUCUGAAUGAGUUCUCGGGGAGUCGAACUACAACCAGUGCAGAGAAAUCAGUACCACCGUGGAGGACGGCUGCCAACGGCAAAGUGGAUUCAUAAGGGAAGAAAACGGCUCCGUAAAAAUGGAAUACAGCGGAUUAAAGAGCAUUUUGUUUUUAAACGUAUUUAUUAACUCUAUAUUUAUUUCCCAACAAAGUAAAGAAGAAGUUCUUUUGGACAUGAAAGCAUCGGGAUCGGAGCUGGGUUGGUUGAAAUAUCCUGAGUAUAACGGGUGGGAGAUUGCCCAGUCGGCGGUGAAUGGCUCCCUGCACUACAACUACUUUGUGUGCAACGUGGAGUCGGCGGGGGGCCAGGACAACUGGCUGCGGACCACCUUCAUCCAGCGCCAGCCGGCCGCCUUCCGCGUCUUCGUGGAGCUCCAGUUCGUGGUGCGCGACUGCAACUCCUUCAACGGCGCCUCGCUCACCUGCAAGGAGACCUUCAACCUCUACGCCUACGACUCGGACGUGGACGUGGGCACCAACUUCCGCAAGCCGCACUUCCGCAAGGUGGCCACCAUCGCCGGCGACCAGAGCUCCAAAACCGGCGAGCUGAACAUCAACACCGAGACGCGGAUCGUGGACAACCUGAGUCGCAAGGGCUUCUACCUGGCCUUCCAGGACAUCGGGGCCUGCGUGGCGCUCUACUCCGUCAAGGUCUACUACAAGAUCUGCCCGGCCGUCGUCAAGAACCUGGUGUCCUUCCCCGACACGGUGGCCGGAGGGGACAAACAGAACCUGCAGCAGGUGGAGGGCCAGUGCGUGGAGAACGCCGUCAGCGUGAGCGAGGAGAAGCCCUCCAUGCACUGCGCCGAGGACGGCAAGUGGGUGGUGCCGCUCGGCCAGUGCCAGUGCCGGGCGGGAUACGAGGCCGUGGGCGAUGCGUGCCAAGCUUGUCCGCCGGGCUUCUUCAAAGCUGACGUGUCCAGUGAGUUCUGCCAUCCGUGUCCGGCGAACACCCUGCCGUCCAAGGCGGGGGCGGUGCAGUGCCCAUGCAAGGAGGGUUACUACCGCGCCCCUACUGACCUCCCUGGCCAGGCCUGCUCAGGUCUGCCCUCUGAACCCGUGGACCUGGUCGCCACGACGAUCCAAAACACAGUCGGCAAGGUGAGGUUGUCAUGGAGGUCCCCGGAGGACACAGGUGGCCGGGCGGACCUCACCUACCACGUGACGUGCGAGCGCUGGGAGGGCUCGGUGCCCGUGCCGUGCGAGGACCGCAUCCGGUACGAGCCCGGCAGCGUGGACCUGAAGGAGAGCAGCGUGGAGGUGAGCCAGCUGGAGGCCCAUGUCAACUACAGCUUCAGCGUGGAGGCCCGCAGCGGAGUCUCCGCCUUCAGCAGCCAACAGGCCCUCAGCUCAACCAACGUCAUCCUAGAGUUUGAAUAUGGGGGGAAGGUGAUGACCAUGCAGCUGGAUGAUCGCAGUCCCAACAGCCUCUCCCUGUCCUGGACCGUCUCGCACAAGGCCAAGUCGCGCUUCCAGCUCUCAUACCGCAAGAAGAAUAAAGAGGGAGAGACCUUCUCGUCGGGCAACUCCUACACGGUGCUGAUGCUGGAGCAGAACUCAGUGACCAUCCCCAGUCUGGACCCGGCCACCGCCUACCUCUUCAAGGUCCAGGCCCUCAACACAGACAACAGCCCCAGCAGCGACGUCAUGGAGCACGAGUUCAGCACCACAACCGAGGCUCCCAACCAGGGCAACACGUCUCUGAUCCUGGCCACGGUGAUGGGAGGAGGGGCUGUGCUUCUCAUCGUAGUGGUGGUUCUACUGGUGCACAAACGGAGAAUAAGGUCUCUUGCAAGGCAAGGCCCAGAAGACUACUACAGCCCAGAGCAACUGAAGCCGCUGAAGACGUAUGUAGACCCCCACACGUACGAGGACCCUAACACAGCCGUGCACAAGUUCACCAAGGAGAUCCACCCCAACCACGUGACCAAGCACAAAGUCAUCGGUGUCGGGGAGUUUGGGGAGGUGUACCGCGGCAUCCUGAAGGCUCCGGGCCGUAAGGAGAUCCCGGUGGCCAUUAAGACGUUGAAGCCGGGCUACAGCGAGAAGCAGAGGCAGGACUUCCUGUCCGAGGCCUCCAUCAUGGGCCAGUUCAGCCACCAGAACAUCAUCCGCCUGGAAGGAGUUGUCACCAAGUCAGUCAAACAUGCCAUGAUCGUGACCGAGUUUAUGGAGAAUGGAGCCCUGGACAAAUACCUGAGGGAUCACGAUGGGGAGAUGUCCUCCUUCCAGCUGGUGGGGAUGCUGAGGGGGAUCUCGGCCGGCAUGAAGUACCUGUCAGACAUGAGCUAUGUGCACAGGGACCUGGCUGGCCGCAACAUCCUGGUCAACUGCAACAUGGAGUGCAAGGUCUCCGACUUCGGCCUGUCCCGCGUGCUGGAGGACGACCCGGAAGGCACCUACACCACAAGUGGUGGCAAGAUCCCGAUCCGCUGGACCGCUCCCGAGGCCAUCGCCUACAGGAAGUUCACCUCCGCCAGUGACGUCUGGAGCUUUGGCAUCGUCAUGUGGGAGGUGAUGGCGUUCGGAGAGCGGCCAUAUUGGGAUAUGAGCAACCACGAGGUGAUGAAGGCCAUCAACGAGGCGUUCCGCCUGCCCGCCCCUAUGGACUGCCCGUCGGCGGUGUACCAGCUGAUGCUGCAGUGCUGGCAGCACGACCGCUCCAAGAGGCCGCGAUUCCCCGACAUCGUCAGCAUCCUGGACAAGCUGCUCAAGAGCCCGGAGUCCCUUAAGGCCAUCGCGGACUUCGACCCUCGCGUCUCCAUCCGGCUGCCCAGCACCAGUGGCUCUGACGGCUCCCCGUUCCGGUCGGUGUCCGAGUGGCUGGAGUCCAUCAAGAUGAGCCAGUACAGCGAGAACUUCUCCUGCGCCGGCAUCGUCUCCAUGGAGCAGGUGCUGCAGAUGAAGAGCGAGGAUAUCCGGAACAUAGGGGUGAGGCUUCCGGGUCACCUGAAGCGUAUCGCCUACAGCAUCUUGGGCCUGAAGGACCAGACCAGCACCCUGAGUGUGUUUGCAGUGUGAGGCAGACGGACUUCCGCAUUUUUGCAGACCCCAACUCCGACACCGACCCCCCCCUCCCUCCUGCCUCCACCACCACUAUGCCGCCUCGUAGCAGACACCCACCCCAGACUCCCACCCGCCAAGCCACCUGACCACACGCCUGCCUCCCUCACGACCGGCAGUCUGGAAGUCUGGAGCCCAGUGGCGAACCCCCGCCAGGCACUGACUAAUGAAACUCUAUGCGGCCGAGACAACACUCCAACCCCCCCUCCCUAAUCAUCCACACCACUACCAUCUUGGGCUGUAGGGACAGCUGUGUGUGUUUGGGGCAGGGGAUGGAGGUGGUGGUGGACGGGUGGGACGGAUGGACACGCUCCUUCAGCCGAUCUGCAGUGGACUUGACCUCCACACCAGGAGGUGUGAAGUGCUGCAGAUGUGAUGACACUUUGAGAGUCAAGGAAUAACGCAGAUAAAGAGUGAAACGAUGGGAAAAGAAGACGAGAAAGGAAAAAAAAGCUAUGUGUUGGACCAUGUAUAUGAGAUAUGAUAUAUAUUUUUUUAUAUUCUAUUUUUUUUAAAAGCAUCAUUUUUUUUGCUUGGUCUUAACAUGCAUGCUUCUUUUGGAAGAAGAGUAAUCAAGUUUAGAUGUUUAGGACUCUGCAGACUGUGGAGGUGAGAACUCUAGCGGGCACAUGGGGAUAUGAAAUUGGGGAUUCAUAGGCUGGCACUGCAGUGGCCGUAAAAAUGUAGAGGGCCCCCCCUUCUUCCCCCUUCCCCCCCCAAAGAAAUAAGCUUGCCAGGGACUUUUCUUAAAUCCACUUCUUUUUUUGUCAGAUCUUGAAUCUUUUUGCCGUUAUUUAAAGGGAGAUGUAAUGAAUGGUGCAAGUGGAAAUGGGAUUUCGCUCGAAGCUUUGAGGUAAUUCCGAUUAUAGAAAGUGCCUUUCGGCUCUUCUGAAAAAAAAAAAAAACGAAA
Messenger RNA from Engraulis encrasicolus (European anchovy), 4197 nucleotides. RefSeq names its product eph receptor A2 b (gene epha2b). Lineage: Eukaryota; Metazoa; Chordata; Actinopteri; Clupeiformes; Engraulidae. The record is from RefSeq and is a predicted model, not a curated record. The coding region runs from base 303 to 3245 and encodes 980 amino acids. Gene Ontology annotation, molecular function: protein binding; ATP binding; transmembrane-ephrin receptor activity. The transcript is spliced from 17 exons. Gene Ontology annotation, biological process: ephrin receptor signaling pathway; axon guidance; protein phosphorylation. Gene Ontology annotation, cellular component: dendrite; plasma membrane.